ACGGAGAUUAUUAUUAUUAUUUCCCUUGCUCAAUUCGUUAGCAGUGGGAAUUUACACAUAAUUUUAUCUAUACAUCCUUGAUCCAUAUAUUUUUUUAAACCUUCACGUGUUAUAACAAUACGAUUAAAACAAAACAAAUGAUGCUCAAUUAUCAAUUUUCAAUAUAUAUAGUACAUACACAUUAGCGAAUUUUGUACUUCAGAAAAUGUUUAAUAAUUCUAUUCUCAUAUGAUAUUCAAAUACUUAGAUGCACACUUUAGUCUUAAAUAGUUCAUUAGUAAAACUGACCAAUAAUAAUAAUAGUUCCUUUCUUUUAAUUUUGUUUUUUUAGUGCAUUUAAAAGUGACUUUCAAACUGAAAUUAACCAAUUACUCAUAAUUCAACUACACUGUUCUACUGUUUUUAAAAAAAGCUUAUAAAUGAAACUAUAAAGAUUAUAGGUAAGAAAAAUAAGUGAAACGAUGCACUGGCCUUGUAUCGCUAAUCCACAAUGUAAAGGAUAUUUUAUUUAUCCGCAGGGAAGAAAUUCUCAUCAAAUAGCGUGUAAUUAUGCCUUAAAACAUCGUAUACAUCGAUGGAAAUUAGGCAUAAAAAAGAAAUAUGGAUUUAUUCAAGAAAGGAAUUAUUUAAUUAAUGAUGAUGAAAUAGGCUGUGUUAAAUUAUCACGUAUGAAUAUUCCAACAUACAAGAGACAAAAUAUUCUUAACUAAAUUGCAAUAAUUAUGAGAAUCUAUGUAUAGAUAAGUUCUUUUUUUUGUUAGAUUAUUUAAUUAUUAUUCAUUGUUAAUUUUCACACUUUGAGUAUUUUCAUCUGGAUACCUUUUUUAAUUUGCUCGUUAUUUUUAUUUUUGAGAUUAGUAGUCAUCAGACUAAUUUUAAUGUAAAUUCAAUGUUCAAUAAAUAUUGUUUUACUAUUCCAAUAAGAAAAGUAUGUGAUAUUAAUGGCUUAAUUUUUCGAAUUGUUUCACAUAAGCGUCAAAAAUAUAUUACCUUUAUGUAACUGGAGAAAUUUAUGCCGAAAUGUGAAUAAUACUCAAUUGUUAAGAUACAGAUUUCUGUAA
Molecule: messenger RNA, 1061 nt
Organism: Trichobilharzia regenti
Lineage: Eukaryota; Metazoa; Platyhelminthes; Trematoda; Strigeidida; Schistosomatidae
Source: the annotation of a GenBank genome assembly